Messenger RNA from Sinocyclocheilus rhinocerous, 719 nucleotides. Its product is annotated as NEDD8-like. The transcript has 4 exons. The record is from RefSeq and is a predicted model, not a curated record. Gene Ontology annotation, molecular function: protein binding. NCBI's taxonomy places the organism in Eukaryota, Metazoa, Chordata, Actinopteri, Cypriniformes, Cyprinidae. Bases 160 to 429 code for a protein of 89 amino acids.
CAGACACUAGAAUGGUAGGAAUUAUUUUUUAGUAACGCAGGAAAUUCAGUGGGGGAAUUGUGGAAAUAAUUUGAUUAGAGGUGCCUGAACUUCUACCAUCACUUCAUUGUAUUCGCAUUCAAUUUCCCUGCAUGUAUUUCUAGAACAGAAGAAGCUACAAUGCUAAUUAAAGUCAAGACACUCACUGGCAAAGAAAUCGAGAUCGACAUCGAGCCUACAGACAAGGUGGAGAGAAUAAAAGAGAGAGUGGAGGAAAAAGAGGGAAUCCCACCCCAGCAACAGAGACUCAUCUACAGUGGAAAACAGAUGAAUGAUGAGAAAACGGCAGCUGAUUACAAGAUCCAGGGUGGCUCCGUGCUACAUCUGGUUCUUGCACUAAGAGGUGGGCGGGUCCACCAGCAUCCCAGCAGCCUCCUCACAUCUAUGUAACCGGCAGUCCUGCCUUGGCCACCUUUGAGAUCCAAUAUAUUCACACAUGUCGUCAGAAACUAUUUGAACCAUCUGGACUGAUGAGUGGUAGCCACUGCAUUCUUUGUUGGAAUAUUCAUCAGCUUUUUGAUGAAUAUUCAUCAAAAUAUUGUUUGAUGAAUAUUCAUCUCAUUUGUUAAGAGCAUGAUUGUGCUCUUUUUGUUAAGUUUACAAGACGUGUUAAAAAUCAAGGUAAAACUGAUGUAUCGGUUUGUCAAUAAAAAUUGAUGCAACCAUUUAAGCAUGUAAUA